This is a messenger RNA of Cuculus canorus (common cuckoo), 2573 nucleotides long. RefSeq names its product TIMELESS interacting protein (gene TIPIN). The record is from RefSeq and is a predicted model, not a curated record. The transcript is spliced from 8 exons. Bases 139 to 984 code for a protein of 281 amino acids. Gene Ontology annotation, cellular component: nucleus; replication fork protection complex. NCBI's taxonomy places the organism in Eukaryota, Metazoa, Chordata, Aves, Cuculiformes, Cuculidae. Gene Ontology annotation, molecular function: DNA binding. Gene Ontology annotation, biological process: DNA replication checkpoint signaling; replication fork processing; DNA damage response.
UGCGGGCGCUGAGAGGCGGGAGCGCUCCGCUGUGAGGGGAGCGGCUCCUCCGCGCCCCGCAGAGCCGCGUGGGUCCUUUGCUGUGCCUUCCACGGCCUCUCCAGCCUCCCAGGAGGGAGCAAAAGUUUAUCUGCAGUGAUGAUGGAUCCUUUGGAGAACAACUUGUUUGAUCUUCCUGAUUAUGAGAAUACUGAAGAUGAAACAUUCCCACCUCUUCCGCCUCCAGCCUCUCCAGGAAGAGAUGAUGUUGAAUGGGCUCAAGCUAAUGGAGAACCAGAUGAAAACCAGCAGUCACAGCCAAAGGAUUCUGCUGCAGCUCCACGAAAAGCAGUGAAAAGACCAAUGCCUAAACUAGAUGCCCAGAGGUUAAUUUCAGAAAGAGGCCUUCCGGCCCUGAGACACAUGUUCGACAAUGUAAAGUUCAAGGGUAAAGGGCAUGAGGCAGAAGACCUGAAGACACUCAUGCGACAUAUGGAACACUGGGCUCACAGACUGUUUCCAAAACUGCAGUUUGAGGAUUUUAUUGGCAGAGUAGAGUCUUUGGGAAACAAAAAGGAAGUUCAGACCUGCCUAAAGCGGAUUAGACUUGAUCUUCCUAUUUUGCAUGAAGACUUUGCAAAUAAUGAAGAUGGUGGAGGAGGAAACAAAGGACUGGAUGCAGCCACUGAAGAUGUACGUUCCUGCUCUGGAAAUGCAGAAGAUCUAAAUUCUCCGUCUGGUACAACUCUCACGGAAGAGCAACAAGAGCGAAUCAAGAAGAACAGGCAGCUAGCCUUGGAACGUAGGCAAGCCAAGAUGCAGUGUAACAGCCAGUCACAACACAAUGAGCUUUCCUCUAGUUAUUUGGAAGAGGAGUUUAAUACCCCAAUUGCAGAGGAUCCCACUGACCUUAUUGAAGACGCUCAAACUGCCACAACUGUGGCUGCUGUUCCAGAAGCUGAAGAUGGAGACAGAGAAUGGGAAUGUGCCAGUGAAAAGCAAUAACUAUUCCCCGUGCUUUGAAUGACUUUCUUGACAAAAAGACACAAUAUUUUAAGUGCUAUUUUUCUAUCAAAAUGUUGCUUGCUCUUUAUGCUUUGACUCCAGAAGCUCCACUGAAGUCUUUACUGUGACAUCUGUGUAGCUGGACAGGAUGCUUGUCUGGAAACUGCAGAUGAGCAACUCCACACACCAGGAAGCAGAACAAAAGUUCUUCAUCUGCAUUUGGGACAUCCCUCCUGGACAUUCUUUAGGAAAAGUUAGUGAGACUUUUUUACCUAUUUUGAACUUUGUUUACAACUGAUGUCAAACUGAACUGACUGGGAUAUUUGCAAGGGAAGUUUCUGAUAAAGGUGGGUUUACUUUUUUUAAUAGAGGUUGUCUAUAAUAACAGGUAAGGAUGUGCCUGAACAGGUCUUCUAACCAAGUACUUGUAUCUUGUUCUUAUAAAAUGGAAGCCAUUAAAUUUCAGAAGUCAAACCUGAACUUUUUGUACAAGGCUGCUACAACUCUGGACCUCCACUUCCCCUGUGCUAGUCAAACAGCUCUUCAGACCAGUCCAGCCAGCAGGGGAACAGGCUUUGGCUUUGACCAAAUCUGUUACCUUCCUUCAGCUGACUUUGUUCUGUCUUGAAUCUGUCUUUCAUCUGCUUUUUACACUGUUGCUUUUCCUUACAUAGUAGCUCUUCUCUUGUGGAACGAACAAGAAUCACUGUAGCUGUAAGGCACUCUCCACUAGCACAGGGCAGACUUCAUAACAAACUAAACAUCUAGAAACUGAAUGUAGACAAGAGCAGCACUUGCAGCAGAUGAAAUAAGUUCACAUCAACGGGUGUUACUUCGUCAGAUGUGGAGCUGGGGGAUUUUUAUAAAGAUUCGGUAUUCUAGAUCAGUGUGAAGGACUUAACUUUUUAGGUCCCUGUAGCUAUGAAUUAAACUCACUAAUGUAUAGUGGAAGAUAGCCAACAGCUGUAGGAAAGGGAGGUUUUGAGAACUGAAUUUAUGAAUAACAGGGGAAAGUAAUGUUCUGAAUGAUAGUUAAAAGAAUUUACCUCUCUGUCUUUCACAGAAUUGUUUAGAUUCUUAGCCCUCCUUUUGCUCCUGAUGUAUUUAUGGAAAAAUUUAUUGGAUUUUUUUUGUGCCAGUAGCCAGAGUAAGUUCUAGCUGGGCUUUGGCCCUUCUGACUUUCUCCCUGUAUGACUUCACAACAUCUUUGUAGUCCUCUUGAGUUGCCAUCUCUUCUUCCAAAGGCAAUAAAUUUUUUUUUUUUGUUUUUCCUUCUGAGUUCUACCCAGAGCUCUGAGUUCAGCUAGGCCAGCGGUUUUCCCCAUUGGCUUGUCUUCUGGCACAUGGGAACAGCCUGCUCCUGCACCUGUAAGACUUUUCUUGAAGCUUGUCCAGCCCUUCAGGGCUGCCUCCCAGGGAAUGCCAGCUGCUGUGCUCCUAAACAGGCCCAAGUCUGCCUUCCAGCAGUCCAUGGGGGCUGUUGUGCUGGCCCCUCCCUCACAUCUCCAAGAAUAAAAACACUUUCCUAUGAUCACCUGCCAAAGGCAGCUUCCAGCCAUCCCAUCACCCACUAGUCCUUCUCUGUUAGU